AUGAACCGCGGCCACCGGCACGGGGCGGGCAGCGGCUGCCUGGGCACCAUGGAGGUGAAGAGCAAGUUUGGAGCUGAGUUUCGUCGGUUUUCACUGGAAAGAUCAAAACCUGGAAAAUUUGAGGAGUUUUAUGGCCUCCUGCAGCAUGUUCAUAAGAUACCCAAUGUGGAAGUGCUGGUGGGCUAUGCCGACAUCCACGGGGACUUACUGCCCAUCAAUAACGACGACAACUAUCACAAGGCCGUGUCCACAGCCAACCCGCUGCUUAGGAUCUUCAUACAAAAGAAAGAAGAAGCAGACUACAGUGCCUUCGGUACCGACACGCUGAUAAAGAAGAAGAACGUUUUGACCAAUGUGUUACGUCCUGACAACCACAGAAAAAAGCCACACCUAGUCAUCAGUAUGCCCCAGGACUUCAGGCCUGUGUCUUCCAUCAUAGACGUGGACAUUCUCCCGGAAACACACCGUCGGGUUCGUCUGUACAAAUACGGCACCGAGAAGCCCCUGGGGUUCUACAUCCGGGAUGGCUCAAGUGUCCGAGUCACGCCACACGGGCUGGAGAAGGUCCCUGGGAUCUUCAUCUCCAGGCUCGUCCCAGGGGGUCUGGCUCAAAGCACAGGACUGCUGGCUGUCAAUGACGAGGUCUUAGAGGUCAACGGCAUCGAAGUCUCAGGGAAGAGUCUUGACCAAGUGACUGACAUGAUGAUCGCCAACAGCCGCAACCUCAUCAUCACGGUGAGACCAGCGAACCAGAGGAACAACGUUGUCAGGAACAGUCGGACUUCCGGCAGCUCCGGCCAGUCCACCGAUAACAGCCUUGUGGGCUACCCGCAGCAGAUGGAACCAAGCUUCGAGCCAGAGGACGAGGACAGCGAUGAAGACGACAUCGUCAUUGAGGACAACGGCGUGCCGCAGCAGAUUCCCAAGGCCGUCCCCGAGGCCGAGAGCCUGGAGUCCUUAACACAGAUAGAACUCAGUUUUGAGUCCGGGCAGAACGGUUUUAUUCCUUCCCACGACGUGAGCUUAGCACCCGUAGCAAGUGGCACAAACACGGAAUUCGAAACCCGAGCUCCAGAUCAAAAACUCUUGGAGGAAGAUGGGACAAUCAUAACCUUGUGAAGCCGUAGCUGAGGUUUUCUGGGGACUGGGGACUGGCUGGGACUGGAGCAUAUACCUGUGAACCAGGCGAGGGGUGGGCAUGGAAGAGGGCUGCGGCCUUGACCUGGGGUUAAAGUGGGCAGUGCUGCUGAGAGAAACCCGGGACUCUGAGCUGGAUUUAAGUCUAAAACAAGGGGCCUUGGCUUGUGAAAUCACGUGCUGUUGUGUUUUUCUCUGGAGAACUGGACGUUGGCGCUCAUUCCCAGACCUGCGUGCGGCGCUGGGUCAUUUCUGCUUGAAGUGGCUGCAUGUUUAACCUGCUGUGCAGAGCCCCGUCGGUUUUCCCUGUAUGUUCUUAAAUUUGAUGUGAGGAGGGCUGGUGGCCUCCUUUGUACACUGGGGACCUCAGUCCUUCUGUUCCCGAUAUUAUGUUUUGAUUUUUUUCCAGUGUUGUUCCUCUGUUGUUAAUUUUAACCACUUGUUUUCUCAAAUGUCUCUUUACCCCGGUUCCUGAGAAGCCGGUCGCCAUUUCGAGGAGUUGCUUCCCAGACUGCACAGCACAGGAGCUCCGUCCCCCGUCCUGAGGCUGUGACAGCUGCUCACGGUGGCUUCGCCUGGCCGCACCCUCCUGGGUGCAGACUGGUUCUGUGCGGCAGGACGGAUGCUCUAAAAGUCAGUGCCAUGACUGGCCACCUAGGAGCUGUCCCCCAGCCGGGCCUCUUUCCAGGUCCCACUGGAGUCGCUCCCUCUGUCGUGGGUGUGCUUUGAUGGCUUUCCACGUCCUCCCUGGUACGGUCACCCUGGAUUAAAAAGGUCUUCACACACAGGACAAACGUGCACUUUCAUACAAAAACAGUUGGGUUUUCCUUUGGGAUUUCUAGGAAACUGUCUUCACUUUAUGAGACGUGCUCGUCCACAGCAGGUCGGGCUCGUGGCUAUUUAUUACUUUCCAACCCAUCAACUAGGACAGGUUAGAAGCUGCUGCUUUCAUCCCUGGCUGGUCCCGCUGGGUCGCGUGCAGACGCCGAGCAUGCAGGCCGGGAGCCCCUGGGGCUCGAGGAGUUAUUUAUUGAUCAACCUUCGUAGGGCUAGUGUGGACACACUUGUGACAAUUGUGUGCUGUUAAAACAAUGAAGAUCCCAAUGACUCCGUGUUGAAGGACGCUCUCAGUUCAUGGUGGAGCAUAUGAAGAAGCCAAGUCCUGAGGAAGUGCAACCACUGGACUCAGGACGUCACUGUGCUGUUCACAUCACCACUAGGCAUGUCACCCAGAAACCGCCAGCUGGCCGCACGGUGGCCAUCUGCCCCCUUGGCAGCGGCAUUCCUGCUCUGACAUUCCGAGUCUUAGAAACUGCACUCUUGAGCGGCAAGAGAUCGGUAGACGCAGAAGGUUCCAUUCAUGUUUGACAGAAGGUGGUUGGUGCGAGGGUCCAACAUUAAGUAAGAACACUUUACAUGCUACCUCU
Marmota flaviventris (yellow-bellied marmot) is the source of this 2564-nucleotide messenger RNA. RefSeq names its product par-6 family cell polarity regulator beta (gene Pard6b). Gene Ontology annotation, molecular function: protein binding. NCBI's taxonomy places the organism in Eukaryota, Metazoa, Chordata, Mammalia, Rodentia, Sciuridae. Gene Ontology annotation, biological process: establishment or maintenance of cell polarity; regulation of cellular localization; centrosome cycle. Gene Ontology annotation, cellular component: apical plasma membrane; cell cortex; nucleus. The record is from RefSeq and is a predicted model, not a curated record.